Messenger RNA from Symbiodinium natans, 642 nucleotides. Lineage: Eukaryota; Dinophyceae; Suessiales; Symbiodiniaceae. The record is from the annotation of a GenBank genome assembly.
AUGCAGCUGUCCUCUACAUUCUUUCUCUCCUUGGUGGCGCUCUCGGUGGCUUUGCGGCAGGACCAGGAUCAAGGCGUGUCUCUUCAAGCAUCUGAGACAGCCCGAACCCUUUGCUGCGUCACCCCUUUGGCCGACUACCCUACCAGCGAUAGCAGGUUCCGCGAUGAUGCGCGAGGAAUGCUCAGGAACUUGACCAUGAGUGGUGCCUACGGGGUGGGAGAUGAUUUCAAUCGUGCACACUACGACAAGCACUGCCUGGAUGCCCUGCAGCUGGAGACGUGUCCCACGGUUUCAGUCUUCACCUUCACUGCUGGUGUGGCCAUCCCAAAGUCCCUGUACAUACAGGAAAUUGAUGCUUUCCAGAAGAAGUACCGCUUCCACUCGGAAGAGUAUUCUUCCUUCAGCUUCUCUACCCCCGAGUGUCAGAAACCCUUGAAGCAUCAGGCAGACGAGAAGCGUUGCAGCCCAGACUUCCAGCACUUCAUGAAGUUGCUCGAGUUGUGGAAGGAGCUGCUUCACGAUGCACAUGACAUACAUAAGAACUCGGGUGUGAAGGGCUUCUUUUUUGGAAGCAAGACCCAGAAGAAUGCAGCAAAGGCCGACCUCGAGAGCGUGAGGGCCCAGCUGCAGGCGAUGUGGUAG